GUCAGUCGGUCUGCCGGAAUGCUAGCCGUCCUCUUCGGCGAGGCGAGGCGAGCCGGCCCCGUGUCGCGUGUCACCGGGGUUCUAAAGGGUGAAAGCCAUGUCUCCUCCUGGGAAAGUUCCCCAGAAGGAGAACCUGUGGCUCCAGUGUGAGUGGGGGUCCUGUUCCUUUGUGUGUUCAACCAUGGAGGAGUUUUUCCAGCAUGUCACUCAGCACGUGCAGCAGCACAUGCAUGGCCCCAGGGAGGAAGAUGAGGAAGAUGACCCACUUGAGGAAGAAUUCUCCUGUUUGUGGCAGGAGUGUGGCUUUUGGUCUCUGGAUAAUUCCACUGACCUCAUCCGCCAUGUCUACUUCCACUGCUACCAUACCAAGCUGAAACAGUGGGCGCUGCAAGCCUUGCAAAGCCAGGCUGACCUCAGUCCCUGCAUCUUGGACUUCCAGAGCCGCAACGUCAUCCCUGAUGUCCCAGGCUUCCUGUGUCUGUGGGAACAUUGUGAGAGCUCCUUUGACAAUCCUGAGUGGUUCCAUUGGCACGUGGACGCACACAGCCUGUGCUGUGAAUACCAAGCUGUCAGCAAGGACAACCAUGUGGUGCUGUGUGGCUGGAAAGGCUGCACCUGCACCUUCAAGGACCGGUGUAAGCUUCGAGAACACCUUCGUAGCCACACCCAGGAAAAAGUGGUGGCCUGCCCCACCUGUGGGGGCAUGUUUGCCAACAACACCAAGUUCUUAGAUCACAUCCGUCGCCAGACUUCAUUGGAUCAGCAGCGGUUUCAGUGCUCUCACUGCUCCAAGAGAUUUGCCACAGAGCGGCUUUUGCGGGACCACAUGCGUAACCAUGUGAAUCACUAUAAAUGCCCCUUGUGUGACAUGACCUGCCCACUGCCUUCUUCCCUCCGCAACCACAUGCGCUUUCGACAUAGUGAGGACCGGCCCUUUAAAUGUGACUGUUGUGACUACAGUUGCAAGAAUCUGAUUGACCUCCGGAAGCACCUGGACACCCAUAGCAAUGAGUCAACCUACAGGUGUGAUUUUGAGAACUGCGGCUUCAGUGCUCGGUCGCUAAGCUCUAUCAAGUCCCAUUAUCACAAAGUGCAUGAAGGAGACUCAGAGCCAAGGUACAAAUGUCAUGUGUGUGACAAAUGCUUCACACGUGGCAACAACCUUACCGUGCACCUUCGCAAGAAGCACCAGUUCAAGUGGCCCUCAGGGCACCCCCGUUUUCGGUACAAGGAGCAUGAAGACGGCUACAUGCGGCUGCAGCUGGUUCGCUACGAGAGCGUGGAGCUGACGCAGCAGCUACUGCGGCAGCUGCAAGAGGGAUCAGACUUGGGAGUGACGCUGACCGACAGCAGCCUGCAGGGCAUUGUUCUAGAAGCUGUGCUGGCGGAGCCAGGACCUGAAGAAGAGGCGGAAGAGGAUGUGGGUGACGAGGGGACUGCCCUCUCAGCUUUUCAGGACAACCCCAGCCCUGUCAUCCAUGUGGUAAAUCAGACCACCAACCAGGGCCAGCAAGAGGUUGUCUACUAUGUGCUGUCAGAAGCCCCAGGAGAGCCCCCACCAGCCCCUGUACCACCCUCGGGGGACCUCAUGGAAAAGCUUCAAGGAAUACCUGAGAAUCCAGAGGUCCAGAUGGUAUCAAGACUGCAGAGCCUGACUGACCACUCCUACUCCAGACCUUGA
Jaculus jaculus (lesser Egyptian jerboa) is the source of this 1681-nucleotide messenger RNA. RefSeq names its product histone H4 transcription factor-like. Lineage: Eukaryota; Metazoa; Chordata; Mammalia; Rodentia; Dipodidae. Gene Ontology annotation, biological process: regulation of transcription by RNA polymerase II; anatomical structure development. Gene Ontology annotation, molecular function: RNA polymerase II cis-regulatory region sequence-specific DNA binding; DNA-binding transcription factor activity, RNA polymerase II-specific. The record is from RefSeq and is a predicted model, not a curated record.